AUGAAGAAGACGCUUCUGCUGUGCUUCAUCCACGGCUUCAAGGGGGGCGACGACACAUUCGGAGGCUUCCCCGAGCAUCUGCGGGCUCUGGUCAGUCAUGCCUUGCCCAAAGUCGAUGUCCGCGCCAUCGUGUACCCGAAAUUCGAGACGAGAGGAGAUCUGGCAGAAUGUGUGAGCAGAUUCAAAGACUGGCUCCUCGAGAAAGUCAUCGACAUUGAAGUCGCCUCUUCAACUCCCUCCCCGACCAUCGAUCCCUCGGUCCACACAAUCCUAAUCGGACACUCCAUGGGCGGCAUAGUCGCCGCAGAUACCCUCCUCUCUAUAACCUACGACCUCGCCAUUUCGCGGCCGUCAUCCUCUUCUCCUUCAAAACCCAAAGACCCCUCCUCAAUCAACUCCCUUAUGUUCCCCUACAUCUCCGGCGUCUUAGCCUUCGACACCCCGUACCUAGGAAUAUCCCCUGGUGUCGUAGCCCAUGGCGCAGAAGGCCACUACAACACCGCUUCAUCUGCUCUAACACAACUAUCUAGUCUGACGGGAGCAAUAUGGGGAUCCAAAGCCGCAAGCGAAGUCAACAAAGAAGACAAAGUCAAGAAAGAACCUCUCGCCUCCCUCCCUCCCCCAUCUGCUACUUCCUCCUCCGCAACACCAGCAGCACAAGUCGUCCCUGCCUGGCAAAAGUGGGGGAAACUCGCCGCUCUCGCCGGAGCAGGCGCAGCAGUCGCAGGCGGCGCCGCAGCUGCGUAUCUAAAGCGGGACCAGAUCACAGCUGGCUGGUCGUGGGUCGGAUCCCAUCUCGAGUUCGUGGGCUGCCUGAUGAAAGGGGAAGAGUUGCGUACCCGGGUCUCCUCGCUCGUGACUCUGAACCGCGAGCUCGGGGUCGGCUGGGCGAACAUAUACACGCGGCUCGGCAGCAAGGCGCUGAGUAAGAGCGACGGUACGACCCUGGUCGGCAGCGUGGUCGGUCACCAGAGAACCUUCUGCAACCUGCCGAGCGGGAGGGACGAGAAGGUGGGUGGGCGCGAUUUCUGGAGGGAGGCGGUUAACGAUGCAGCGGGUGACGAGACCGGGGCGCAUAUUAGCAUGUUCUUCCCCAAGGACAAUCCCGGGUACUACGCCCUCUCCGAGAACGCAAAAUCGCUCAUCGCGGAUUGGACCACGAAUGAGUGGUACGAGUCCAGCACCGGCGACCUGGACAUGUCUGGUAUCGGGCCUGAGCCCGAGCCUGAGCCUGAAUCUGAGUCUGAACACAAGGCCGAGCAUAUGGAAUUGUAA
This is a messenger RNA of Drepanopeziza brunnea f. sp. 'multigermtubi' MB_m1, 1275 nucleotides long. RefSeq lists its product as uncharacterized. NCBI's taxonomy places the organism in Eukaryota, Fungi, Ascomycota, Leotiomycetes, Helotiales, Drepanopezizaceae. The record is from RefSeq and is a predicted model, not a curated record.